CCAUAGGUCGGUCCGUCCGAUAGACACACCAACACAUCACUGACAUGCAUCAGCAAGCAACAAUUAGAUGGAUUGGAUGCGAUGCGAUGCCCACCGGUCACGAUGCAAGCACAAACGCGUCAGCCAUCCGUCCCAGCAUCCGUCUCGGGCUCAUCCUUGUCUCUCUCGUCACAAGCCGUCUCCUCCUCCCCCUCCACCUCUCCCUUGCCACCCUCUCCAUCGGGCCCAUCGGCUACCGCCUCUCAUCUUCCCUCGCUGCUGCUGCUGCUGCUGCUGAGGAUGAUGAUGAGGAUGAUGACGGGCACGAGCGGGCAGCGUCCUUUGACUCUAGCUGCUCCAGCUCUUGAUACAGCGACGACAACUGGACGGACGACACACACAUAACAUACACACACAGGCAACCCAUAGCAUCAGUAAGUUAGACGCACCUUGUCUUUGAGUCUUGCGAUAGUGUUGUCGAGUGCGUCGUCCCGCCUCGCCGCGCGCCCACUGCGGCCGGUGUGGGGCACUGACGGGGUGUCGCUGGUAGUGGCACUGGCGGUGCUGGGGGUAGUGGUGGCCUGUUGGUCGUCGGGCUUGGCGGCGGAUGGGCCGUCGUCUGCGGUUGAAGGUCUGAGCUGUGACAGGUUGGCUCGCAUCGUGUGGUUGAUCUGAUAGGUGGACGGAAAGACAAGAAGUAGGGCAAUACGGUCUUGGUGGGUAAGUGCGGCUAGGUGUGUGGGUUUACUGACCUCUUUGAGGAAGUCGACGUCCUUGCGGAGGCCCUCGACACGCGCCUGAUGAUCGAUCCAUCCCCCCAUGAAUGCUUGUUGAUGCAACACAUACAUACCUGUGCCUCUCGUGUGUGUGCCAACACACCUGUGCGUGCUUGAGUGCUUUCUCCUGCUGGUGUCUGUUGUGGUCGCCCUGACUUAUCAGCUGACGCAACGACGCCUGCACACACAGAUAAGACGCCCACACAUUCACCGUAUGUGUGUCUGUGUGGUAUAGCUCACUGCUUGGUCCUGGAGUGACUCAGCUUUGGCUUUGAGCGUCUCCAGGUCACACGCAUGGGACCGCUCAGCCUCGCGCAGCUGAACCACACACACACAUACACACACACACACACACACACACAGGAUGCGGUGCUCGCUGCAUGCGCCAUGUCUGCCUGUGUGUGUGGGGGGGAUGCCUGCAUACCUUUUCUUCGAAGAAGUGUCGUUGGUAAUCGAGUUGUGAGACGAGGACCACAUCAAGCUCCAUGCCCAGAUGAUCCGUCGCACACUAUGUGACACACACAACAGAUACGGACGUGGGUGACCUCGGCCGGCAUCCACGCAUCGACUCACCUCUGAGGCCUUUUUGGCUUCUUCAGGGUCUCCCAGGUCCCCGUCCUUUUCAUCCUCAUCGCCACCACGCACCUCUCCAUCUGACACACAUAGAUACAUACCACAUAUGGUAAGGGGGGAUCGCGUGUUGUCUGUCCCUGCCCCUGUCCGCUCACCAGCAGCAGCAGUUGGGUCGGCCGGGUGCGGCAGGGCCACCUCGAAGAAACGACCUGCCGCCACGGCCUGAACCUGUGCACAGUGUUCCCGUGUUCCCACGCCACGGAGAGAGGCGAUGCGAUGUCUAGAAGACCAUGCUACAGUAUUGCUGUGCGUGGCUCACCAGUCGCCUGUGGACAAAGACAUCCUGGUCGUAGUCCCAAAUGCGGCCGGAUGAGAGUUGCAGGCAGAAUCGGUGGCCAGUGGUGGCCGCGUGCUCCUUGGCGUGGCCGCCAGCAUACCUGAAAACACAUACAUGACACAUACAUGACACACACACGCAUUUAUUCAGACACAUGUCCAACGGCCGCAGGAAAGGAUCGCUGCUCGACACAGUGCAAUGUGACCUUCCUACCUGCCGCAUCCAAAGUGCCCGCAGACGAGACAUAUCCACAGCUGAACGUGGACACACACACACACAGCCACACCACACUCAUCCAUGUGGGUAUGUAUGUACCCCCAAUCUACCUACUUACCUGGUUGUGUGCGCCGCAUUCCCUGCAGCUGUCGAUGCUCAUGUCACUGAUGCCGCCGCAGCCCGUCGAUGCCCUCGACCGAGUUGUGGCAUCGAUCUCCCAUAGCGCGCCGCUGCUCGCGGUGGAAGUGGUAGGUGGCCGCAAUGGCAGGGACUGCUGGGGCGAGCUCUGACAGAGUGACGGGGAGACAGGGAGGCACGUAUGGUGUGGUUGUGUGUUCGGUGUCUGAGGGUACCUUGAUGAGUUGUGCGAGUCCCUGUGUGGAGCUGGCGGUGGUCUUGCGGCGCUUGUUGGUCCCAUGAAGGGACAACGGGAACCUGAAAAUGAAGAUCAACAUCCAUCAACCUCUGGUGGAUGCGGGCUGGGAUGGAUGCCUUGUGCACUGACUGACUGACUUGACGACACAUCUGCAGGCGUUGCACGACCGCAGAGGGAGACACCCCGCAGACAGCCAACCGGAAGACUGCGUCAAGAUACCUGCAAACGAGCCACAAAGCACCCAUAUACAUAGCUAUUAAUCCAUCUCAUCUCAUCUAUGCUGGCAGGUUUGCCUGCCAUGCCUACCUACCCGUGACGGAGACGUCAAGCCGUUCGAGGCACACGGGGCACGAGGGGAUCUCCGAACAUAGAGAUGGUGACAACGGGGGGGACGGGGGCUGUUUGAGUUGACACACACAACACAUGACAGACAGACAGACGUCACAUCUGGCACGGACCCAUAUAUCCAUUCCCGCUGACCUCAAUGUGUUUAUUGUGCCCAUCAGCAGCGUGCCAGUAUGUGACGGAUGCGACGAAGACGAGGUAGCAGCAGGGCAGGCCUGCCGUGGUCUGCUGGCUGUCGGGGGCCUCCCGCCGGCCUAUCACCGACUGGGCCGUGAAGCUGGGGAACGACUUGCCGUGAAACGCCUGAUAGAAGUUGUCGGCAUGUUGCUGAGAGUCAAGGAUCACCAGAGCCGAGUAGAAACUGCCAACAGACAAUACACACCACACACAAGAAGGAAGAACUAGGCGACAGACAGACAAAAUAAUCUUCCUUCGCAGCUCAGCUCCUCCCACUCCUCACUCAGGGGUCGGUGACGGCACAUCCACUUCGCCGUCCCACUCGCUCUCCGCGCCCUGCCGCACCCCACCAGCAGGCGACCUCUCAUCGCCGCCGUCGCCAUUGUCGAUGGUCGUGAUAGCAUCCUCAGGCAGGCUGGGCAGCGGCUGGUACGGCCCCUCCGUCUGCACCCCUAUCGACACGCACGCCGCCGGCCGGUGUGCAGGUGAGGCGGAGUUGUCGGGGGGCUGGUGGAUGGGGGGGCUGGCUGAUCGGCUGGAGGGCCACGAGGGCCGCCUGAAGACCCGCAGGAUGCUGAUGGACGCGCGCGACUCGCCGAAGAAGGCGAGCAGGUCGGGCAGCGAAAAGGUGGAGGGGGCCGCCACAAGGAACAACUGCACAAACAUAUGCAAACCAGCCACGAAAGCAUCCAUCCAUCCAUCCAUCCAUCCAUCCAUCUCCUAUCGCACUGACUCACUGACCAUGUGGCUCCUUUGCAGCGGCAGCACACGGAAUCCGUGUGACCGGCCGCCGUGCCGAGCCGGCAGAGUCACGCCUGUCUUCUCCCUGACACAGAGAUACGGACGGACACAGCCAACAGCACACAAGUGGUUGCACACAAGUGGCGGUAGGUGGAACCAUCAUGGCAGAGAAUGCAUGCAUGGCUUACUGGAAGAGAUGGCACUCGCCGGUAAGCUCCUGCACGCCACCCCUGGGAGCAGGCUCUCUGACAGUGGGACACAGCAACAAGACAGAUCAACACACCACACCCAAUGCGCAGAAUGUGCAGACAGACGAUCAGUCACUCCUUCCUUGCUUCCUUCACGAGCAGCACCAGAUCUCACCUUCUUCCCCCUGCAUCUGUCCUCGGCUGUGUCAUAGUUCCAUCAUAUUGAUUCGCUGCAUCUUCCUCCGGCGAGCACAGCCUGGCAUUGUCAUCUAUGUCGUUGCCGUCUUGCCCUUGGUUUUCUUCCCGCUCGACAGUCUGCUCGAAGUGGCUGAGGCGGACAGGCCCGUUGCGGAGGAGACCCGCUGAACAAGGCGACAGCUUGGUCACCAAAUGAAACAUCACAAACACAAGACACUUGCUCCCCCCAUUCGCUUCUCUCUUGGCGGUUUCAG
Vitrella brassicaformis is the source of this 4160-nucleotide messenger RNA. The record is from the annotation of a GenBank genome assembly. NCBI's taxonomy places the organism in Eukaryota, Vitrellaceae.